This is a messenger RNA of Polyodon spathula (Mississippi paddlefish), 2391 nucleotides long. It is a transcript of the gene sdha, whose product is annotated as succinate dehydrogenase complex, subunit A, flavoprotein (Fp). The transcript is spliced from 15 exons. Gene Ontology annotation, molecular function: flavin adenine dinucleotide binding; electron transfer activity; succinate dehydrogenase (quinone) activity. The record is from RefSeq and is a predicted model, not a curated record. Gene Ontology annotation, biological process: tricarboxylic acid cycle; mitochondrial electron transport, succinate to ubiquinone. Lineage: Eukaryota; Metazoa; Chordata; Actinopteri; Acipenseriformes; Polyodontidae. The coding region runs from base 50 to 2038 and encodes 662 amino acids.
CACUAUCGUGACUGUCGGAUGGGAAGGCGUUCUGUCAGGACUAGGAAUCAUGGCUGCUUUGUGCCGUGCCUCUAGAAUUCUUGGCAAGACUGUGCUUUCAACGAAAGCUCUUCCGGCGAUCGUCCAAGGAGGUGCUCGGCAGUUUCACUUUACUGUCUACGGGAAUAAGGACAAGACCGCAAAAGUUUCAAAUGCAAUAUCUACACAGUACCCAGUGGUAGACCAUGACUUUGAUGCAGUUGUUGUGGGUGCAGGCGGGGCCGGCUUGCGGGCUGCUUUUGGUUUGUCUGAGGCUGGCUUUAACACUGCCUGCAUUACAAAACUGUUUCCUACAAGAUCACACACAGUGGCUGCACAGGGUGGAAUAAAUGCAGCCCUGGGAAACAUGGAAGAUGAUGACUGGAGAUGGCAUUUCUAUGAUACAGUAAAGGGUUCUGAUUGGUUGGGAGAUCAGGAUGCAAUCCACUACAUGACAGAACAGGCUCCUGCUGCCGUUGUUGAGUUGGAAAAUUAUGGAAUGCCAUUCAGUAGAACUGAUGACGGGAAGAUUUACCAGCGUGCUUUUGGAGGACAAAGUCUGCAGUUUGGAAAAGGUGGCCAGGCCCACAGGUGCUGCUGUGUAGCUGACAGGACCGGACACUCUCUGCUGCACACGCUCUAUGGUCGGUCCUUAAGGUAUGACACCAGCUACUUUGUUGAAUAUUUUGCCUUGGAUUUACUGAUGGAAAACGGAGAGUGUAAAGGAGUGAUAGCGCUGUGCAUGGAAGAUGGGUCAAUCCACCGCUUCAGGGCAAAAAACACUGUCAUUGCCACAGGUGGAUAUGGGCGUGCCUUUUUCAGCUGUACUUCUGCCCACACCAACACAGGUGAUGGCACGGCCAUGAUAACUAGAGCAGGUUUGCCCAAUCAGGAUUUGGAGUUUGUGCAGUUUCAUCCCACAGGUAUUUAUGGGGCUGGUUGUCUGAUCACUGAAGGCUGCAGAGGUGAAGGGGGCAUCCUCAUUAACAGCGAGGGUGAGAGGUUUAUGGAGCGCUAUGCUCCUAAUGCAAAGGACCUUGCCUCUCGAGAUGUUGUAUCACGUGCUAUGACCAUUGAGAUCCGUGAAGGAAGAGGAUGUGGUCCUGAUAAAGACCAUGUCUACCUGCAGUUACAUCAUCUGCCACCUCAGCAGCUUGCCGCUCGUCUGCCAGGCAUCUCUGAGACUGCCAUGAUAUUUGCAGGUGUUGAUGUCACAAAGGAACCUAUCCCUGUCCUUCCUACUGUUCAUUACAAUAUGGGAGGAAUUCCAACAAACUACAAGGGGCAGGUCAUUACUCACCGUAAUAAUGAGGAUCAGGUUGUUCCAGGACUGUAUGCCUGUGGGGAGGCUGCGUCUGCAUCUGUUCAUGGAGCCAAUCGACUCGGUGCAAACUCCCUUCUUGAUCUGGUUGUGUUUGGUCGUGCGUGUGCUCUGAGCAUUGCUGAAUCUUGCAAGCCUGGAGAUACGCUUCCAUCUCUUAAAUCUAAUGCUGGAGAGGAAUCUGUUGCCAACCUAGAUAAAAUAAGAUAUGCCAAUGGUGACAGAAGGACUUCUGAAAUCAGACUUGACAUGCAAAAGACAAUGCAGGCCCAUGCAGCUGUGUUCCGUACAGGCCCCAUUCUUAAAGAAGGAUGUGAAAAACUGAGCGCUGUCAACAAGACAAUAGAUGACAUAAAGACAUUUGACAGAGGCAUUGUAUGGAACACUGACCUGGUGGAGGCUUUGGAACUGCAGAAUCUGAUGCUCUGUGCACUACAGACAAUCUACGGUGCUGAGGCACGCCGAGAGAGUCGUGGAGCUCAUGCCAGGGAAGAUUUUAAAGACCGUGUAGAUGAAUAUGAUUAUACAAAACCAAUACAAGGACAACAGAAGAUCCCUUUCAGUGAACACUGGAGAAAGCAUACCCUGUCCACUGUGGAUUCAAAUGGAAAGGUGACCCUUGAGUACAGGCCUGUGAUUGAUACAUCUUUAAAUGAAGAAGAGUGUUCUGCCGUCCCACCUGCUAUUCGCUCUUAUUAGACAGAAUAUAUAAAUAUAUUAAUAAAGUGUCUAUCAUUAAGUGCUUAUUUUUUUUUAAUAGCAGUUUUGACAUCUCUUUCAAUCUGUGAUUUCAAACAUAGGAUAUACCUGUAACUGUGUACUCCUGAUGUAUGUUAAAACGUUUUAUUGCUUUAAAAAAAAAGUAGACUGUAAUUGUUCUGUGCACGCAGAGUGAUUUACAUGUUGUUCCUGAUUAAAUAUAAAAUCGACAAGUAUGUUGCUACAAUCUAGAAAAACUAGAGACUGUACAAUGCAGCACAUUUAAGAGUUGACUAAAGUUGCUUGCAUAUCUGAGCUACAUUCAUGCUGUAAAUAAAAAUCACCAUUUUCCA